Leptidea sinapis is the source of this 1873-nucleotide messenger RNA. RefSeq lists its product as uncharacterized. Gene Ontology annotation, biological process: negative regulation of transcription by RNA polymerase II; positive regulation of transcription by RNA polymerase II; cell fate commitment. Bases 133 to 1872 code for a protein of 579 amino acids. The record is from RefSeq and is a predicted model, not a curated record. The transcript has 7 exons. Gene Ontology annotation, cellular component: nucleus. Lineage: Eukaryota; Metazoa; Arthropoda; Insecta; Lepidoptera; Pieridae. Gene Ontology annotation, molecular function: DNA-binding transcription factor activity, RNA polymerase II-specific; zinc ion binding; RNA polymerase II cis-regulatory region sequence-specific DNA binding.
AUCGCGAUGUGAUACAUCAUCGCGUGCUGUGUUAUAUUUUCAAGAAAUAUUUUUAAUUUCAACAAGUUAUACGCUUCUUUUCUAAAUGUAUUAUUUGCUCGCGAUAAGUAUUCUCUAUUUUGAUUUCUAAAUAUGUGUAACUUGCCACCAAAGUUCCAUUCAGUGUGUCGCCUUUGUUUAUCAUUCUGUGGCGAUAAUUGCAGUGAUGUUAAACUCCAAAUAUUCGAUCGUGAUAAGGAUAAAUCACGGCUUUCGGAGAUGAUAACUGCGUAUUUAUCAAUAGUGGUUUCUCCAAGUGAUAUACUUCCACAAGUAGUGUGUGGAAGUUGUGCAAAUAAACUGGAUGAGUUUCACACAUUUAGAGAAUUAUCACACAAGUCUGAAAGGUUGUUGGAACAAUUUCUACAGUAUGCAAACUCUCUGUCAGGGCCAAAAGAGGAUGUGCUGAGUAUAGCGGCAUACAAACUGGAAGAAAUAAUUAAACCGUUGAACGAUAACGACUAUGAUCAUGCGGACAAAAACAAAUACUCAGAAAUCGGUUCGCCGGAUUCAACUGAAGAGAUGAAGAACUUGGAAAGCAGACAGGCCGCGGUCACGCUUCUUCAAAUAAAAAAUUACGAUCCGAACAAAUAUUUAUUGAAGCAAGAGGAACCUCAUAUUAUGUUUAAAACUGUACCGAGCUUACCGCCGGCGGAUAGAGCGCGGGAAGUUAUGCAUUGUAACACUGUGAUUGAUAUUAUUAGUAAAGCAGUAGCUGUUGCGCAAAGGGAAAACGAAGAAUCUCAUCAUAUACCGCCUAAUUAUUCUAGCAUUGAUAAAUCACAUUUACCAAACUCAAACGAGCAUCACCCACACGAAUAUACAGAGGAACAAUACAACGCGUACGUAACUCAGUGCGUUACUAGUCCGUGCAGCAACGACGAACAUGACAAAGAAAUGGAUCUCUCACUGUACAGUAUUGGAAAGCAUGAACCUAUUGAUCAGAGCGAUCAGCCUGAACACGAAGCCAGUACGUAUAUACACAAAUACCCCAGUAAUAAAAUGCCACGUUAUGUGGAUGAAUAUAAGCAGCAAGGUUAUACGAGGACGAAUGUGAAGACGAAACCGUCAAAGGAUAAUUCUUCAGUUUAUGAAGAUUGCAGCCAAAGCAGUAGCGGGUCUGAUCCAGAUAGACUGCAAAUGGACAUCUCUGAAGUUUCGCAGGACGACCCAGAGGAAACACAGUCCGUGCCAUCGGCGCAGUCAUCCCCGAAGCCUCCGCACGACAGUGAUACCGACAAGGAGUCAUUAUGGAAUGCUUUACACAAACAAAAUGGUCGGGGGGAUACAACGCAACUAUUGCGGCGGCUUAUCAACAGCAAACACACCGGCAUGACCGUGUCGCCGCUGCGGACCAACACGUCGCCCGUGCACGCAACGCUGCCUCCGCCCAACGGAGCCGUGUCACCGAACGGUGAGUGGUCAAGUCCGAGUCGGGGUGGCGUGGGUGGUAUUGCGGGGGGCACAGCGCGGAGAAAACAGAGCUGUCCGGCGCGUGCGCAGCCGCAGGAGACACACAACACGUGGCCACAGACCAAUGAUGAAUCAUCGGACAUGUCCGGCGUGGCGAGCGCCCGCGGCGGGCCGGGCGCGCCCCGCGUGGAGCUGGCCUGCACCAACUGCGGCACACACACCACCACCAUCUGGCGGCGGGACGCGCGCGGAGAGAUGGUGUGCAACGCGUGCGGCCUGUACUACAAGCUGCACGGCGUGCCGCGCCCCACGGCCAUGCGGCGCGACACCAUCCACACGCGGCGCCGGCGCCCGCGCCACGAGCUCAAGACCUCGCGCUCCCGUGAGUACACUCUUAUAGAGAGCCCGCUCUACACUUAGU